This is a messenger RNA of Trichoderma asperellum CBS 433.97, 1797 nucleotides long. RefSeq lists its product as uncharacterized. The record is from RefSeq and is a predicted model, not a curated record. NCBI's taxonomy places the organism in Eukaryota, Fungi, Ascomycota, Sordariomycetes, Hypocreales, Hypocreaceae.
GUCCUGCUGCCACUCAGCUCGUGUAUAAGCCACCAAUCCGACGAGAGGGUCCUACCUGCAAUGAGAGGGUCUGGCCUGCAACCGGCGGCAGCUUUUCACGCAACAUCCAUGUCUUGUUAAGCUAGCAGAUGGGCUAAGUUGAGGCUGAAUGGAGCGCGGAGUAUGGCGUGGUGCCGAGUGCGAGCAGUGUUGCUGAGAAGCUACCGAGUAUGGUUUAUCACCGUGACUGGGCUAUUGCUCAGUAGCCCAGGCACAUUUUGUGCCAUGGCUAAUGCAAUAAAGUCAUUUGGGAGCGAGUGCCCCCAAACGCUAGACAUUUUCCCCUUUCUCCUGCUCCUUCUUGUUCUUCCAGCACACAGUUGAGCCAGCUUCAGCCCUUUGGACGUGGUGUUGUCAAUCUUUCUCUCAUAACAAUUCCAUUGUUCAGCCUGGCCAUGAUGAACAAGGCAACGAACAUUUACGCUGCCUUUGCAGCUCUGCUGGCUGCUGCUGAUGCUCGCAACUUGCACCAGCCUAGAGCAACUGCGGCCUCUGGUUUCGACUUUGGUGGAUUCAGCCCAAAGCCAACAAGUCCUCCCGAUUUCCCCUUCCACCAGGCUCUCCAGCGCCGAGCAGCUUCAUCGUCUAGUCCCCAAGUUGUCUAUGUUGCCCCUGAUGCCACCUGUGGUUAUAUCUCCGGUCUUGCUGGUGCGGGAUACACUUGCGGUGUUGGCGCAACUUGUGUCUUCUUCACCGCGUCCCAAGCUCCGGGACAUGUCGCCUGCUGCAACUCAAACGAAUGCAAUGCCAGAAACGUCUGUAUCGAUUAUAAUCAGUAUUUUAGCCAGAGCAAGUGCGAUAAUGGUUGUGCUGUUGACACUUUUACUCUCAAAUGCACAAGCACAGAAGCACCCUACUGCAACACGAUUUCCUUCCCAGGAAACAUCAUGGACGUCUUCUGUAAUAAUGUGAACAUCACCGGCAUCCAGGCUGCAUUGACAACAUACCGUGGCGAAUCUUCCAGGACGUUCUUCCCUCUUACGUUGACCGGCAACACUCCUGCUACUACUACCUCCGAUGAUUCUACUUCAGCUAGUCCCACCUCUUCUUCUUCUUCUAGCUCUUCAGCCUCUAGCACAGGUGGCAACGAUAGCAGCGGCGAUAACGGAAGCAGCGGCGACAACAACAAUGGUAGCAAAAACAGUGGUGGCUCCAAGAGUAACACUGGUGCUAUCGUUGGAGGAGUUGUUGGUGGUGUGGGUGGACUUGCCUUGAUUGGCCUUGCCGUCUUCUUCUUCCUCCGCCGUAGGAACCCAGCUACUGGACACGAGCCAGUGAGCCAAAACGCCCCUCCUCCUGUUGUUUAUCCAGCUCCCGGGAUGCAACAGCCCCCCCAGGGCUACUAUGACCCCAAGUUUGCUGCGGCCACGGGACAACAGCCAUACCCCCCCAACCAGCAGUACGGCCAGCAAGGAUUUUACCCUCCACAGCCUUCGGUUUCACCUGACCAGGCUACGUCACCCAAUGGAUCGCACAUUGACCCUCGAUACAGCCUUGCUCCGUCAAGCACCAGCCCGGCCCCGUCUGGUGGCUAUGUAGCUCCCGUGGCCGGAGGCUUCCAGCCCCAAGAAAACGUGAUUCACGAGGCCCCGGCAGCUGGUUCAGACAACCAUCGCGGCGAAAUGCACGAGCUUGCUUAGAUAGCAGCUAUCAUUAGGCAGCAUGGUUGAUGAAAAUAGCAUAUGAUACGGAAAAAAAAAAACUGAUAUGAACAUCGGCAAGCAAAAAAAAUAUGAGCGAGCUGGCGUUAUGGGAUUG